AUGGUUGGUAGUGGUGUAGAUAUCAUGAAUGAGAUCGAAUUUGUAUUGAAAUUCAAAACCGAUUCCUGGAUCGGUAUUGGUUGGAAGCCAAAUGAUUCCAAUGAAUACUGUCCCUCUUGGCAAGAACUCGGAAUUCAAAGAUUUUGGAAAGAUUCGCUGGCAACAACAUCUUACGGGUGGCCGUCAGGCGCAGAGAAACAGGAUGGUAUUGUUUCAAAUGAAGUUCUGCCGUCGGUACCAGUAGAUGCAGAUCGCUCAUCGGAUGCUCGCAAUCUUACUCUUGCAAUUACAAAAAUAUGCAAUGAAAAUGAAGAAUUUACGAACUGCCCGGAAUUUACGCGUCAGUGUGAAGCAUCUUGUGAUUGGACAAGAUUUCCGGAAACGAUCCCAAACUGCCCGCGUUCUUGCGGUACACCAAAAUGUGUUUGUAAAGAAGGAUAUGUUAGAGCAGCGAAUGACAAUGAUACAUGCGUUCCGUUUCAUUUCUGCUCCGAUGAGGUAGGCUUUUUUUGA
This is a messenger RNA of Gongylonema pulchrum, 513 nucleotides long. The record is from the annotation of a GenBank genome assembly. Lineage: Eukaryota; Metazoa; Nematoda; Chromadorea; Rhabditida; Gongylonematidae.